AUGGAUGUGACUAUUGUGAGACAAAGUGAAGAUGUGAAGAAAGCAGUGGGUGAUCAAGUUUCUUUUCGUCCAGACAAAUUCAUUCCUCCUGUCACCAGCAUCAUCUGGAAACACACAAACACUGAUGGAUAUGUUGUCAAGGCGAUUGAAUGGGAUGAAGGAGAAAUUCUAAUCCCGAAUCUGAGAUUCAAAGACAUCACAACUGUUGAUGAGAAGACUGGACAAAUCACUAUAACUAAUCUAAAAGUUGAACAUAGUGGAGUUUAUACCCUUGAGAUCAACAGUAAAGAGCAGCAACAGAGUUUCACCUUGACUGUUAUGGAGCGGGUCCCAAAACCUGAGAUAAAAACAGAGAAGAGUGAAGAUAACCCUGAUGUUGUGAAUUUGAGAUGUGAGUACAGUGAAACGAUCAUCUGGAAGAAUUCUGCUGGAGAAACACUGACGGGUUCACCAAUCACUCCGAAAGGAGAGUCCAUCACAGUAAAAAAAAAUGGAAAUCCAGAAACCUUCUACACCUGUACACUCGAUAACGGCGCAAGUAAAGAAACCAGUGAUCGGGUCUAUGAGAGAGAUCUGUUCAAAGAUGAUUCAAAGAGUGGAUCUGGGUUGAUAGCGGGUAUUGUCAUCUAA
Molecule: messenger RNA, 630 nt
Organism: Megalobrama amblycephala (Wuchang bream)
Lineage: Eukaryota; Metazoa; Chordata; Actinopteri; Cypriniformes; Xenocyprididae
Exons: 4
Coding region: 1-630 (209 amino acids)
Source: RefSeq, a predicted model, not a curated record